Humulus lupulus (European hop) is the source of this 2310-nucleotide messenger RNA. RefSeq lists its product as uncharacterized. The record is from RefSeq and is a predicted model, not a curated record. Gene Ontology annotation, molecular function: zinc ion binding. The coding region runs from base 1 to 2310 and encodes 769 amino acids. Lineage: Eukaryota; Viridiplantae; Streptophyta; Magnoliopsida; Rosales; Cannabaceae. The transcript has 3 exons.
AUGAAGGUGCCAAAGACUAUCAUUUACAAUAGUCUUGUUGAUCAAUUGUAUACUUUAAUCGGAGCUAACAAGUCUCGUAUUGAUCUUGACUUAAAUGUAAUCUAUCAUUUUGGAAGUAAAGGUAUCCCUCCAUCUUUAAUUAGUAAUGAUGAAGAUGUUGCUUUUUUUCUUGAUGAGAUAGGAACAUCUAUCAAUCAUCGGACACCCCUAUGUGUGUCUACUACAGAGAAGAGAAGUAAUGAUCCUUUGGUUACUAAAACACGUGAGUUGUAUACUAUUCCUCCAGUUGAAACCAAAGUGAAUGAUGAUUUUUGCAUUGAUGGCAAUGAAGACAGUUGUGAUGAUGAUAAUAAUGAUGCAUAUGGCAAUGAAGAGAGUUGUGAUGGUGAUAAUAAUGAUGCAGAUGAUGAUAAUGAAAAUAUUGAUAGGUCUACCUGCAAUGAUGUAAUUGUGAAGCAUAAUUUACAACAGUCAACCUCCAAUGAAGUAUUGAAGAGCCAUGAUUCCUCAAAUAAUAGAGGUCGUAAAGUAAGACAGGUUGGCGAAGAUAAUCUAUGGAGUACUCCACUUUUGUUGAAUCAAGGGGAAAAAGGCUCUACUUCAGCCUCAACAGCUCAAUUACUGACAUCUUCUUCGAGUAUCAAUUCGUGGGAAAUAAAAGAGGGUCAAAUAUUUGAGAACAAGCAAGAGUUGAAGAUGAAACUCCAUCUUUAUGCAUUAAAGAAAAACUUUGAGUUUAAAGUUGAGGCUACAAAAUUGGUUAAUUCCAAUAUGUUCGAGGUUCGUAAAUUUUUCGGUGAACACACAUGCUCAUUGGAUGUUCGACAUAAAGAUCACCAUCAGGCAUCCCCAUGGCUUAUUGGACAUGUCAUAAGGAGAAAAUUUGAGGGUGAUGAUGUUAAUUACAAGCCAAGGUCAAUUGUAAAAGAUAUGAGUUUAUCAUAUGGAGUUCAUAUGAGCUAUGCUAAAGCUUGGAGGUGUCGAGAGCAUGCAUUGGCUUACAUAAGAGGUACACCAGAAUCAUCAUUUCAGAAACUUCCCUCAUUUCUAUACAUGAUGGAGCAAAAAAAUCCUGGAACUGUUACUCAUUUGCAGAUGGACAAUGAAGAUAGGUUCAAAUAUUGCUUCAUGGCCUUAGGUGUUUCUAUAAUGGGGUUUAAAACAUAUAUUCGCCCAGUUAUAUGUGUAGAUGGAACCUUCUUGACUACUCGGUGUGGAGGUACUUUGUUAUGUGCCAUGGGACAAGAUGCUAACAAGCAAAUAUAUCCAAUUGCAUUUUCAGUAGUUGACUCAGAGAAUAAUGACUCAUGGUUGUAUUUUCUACUGAGGUUGAAGGAAGCGAUUGGUGAAGUGGAGAAUCUAGUAUUCGUGUCUGAUAGACAUACUAGUAUAGCAAGUGCGUUGACUAAAAUUUUUCCUGAGGCACACCAUGGUGCUUGUAUACAUCAUGUUAGCAUGAAUAUCCGUGCGAAGUUCAAAACUGACCAUUGCCAUGAAGAAUUCUUCCUUGCAGCGAAAGCUUAUAGAAAGCGAGAGUUUUUACGCCAUUUUGAGAAGAUUAAAUUCAAAGAUCUUGCAAUUGCUCAAUACUUAGAGAAUCAAGUGGGUUUUGAAAAGUGGGCUCGUUCUUUCUUUCCUGGUCAUCGAUAUAAUUUAAUGACUACAGGUAUUGCCGAAAGCUGGAACAAUGUCAUUGCUGAGGCACGUGGGUGGCCAAUUACUUGUCUCAUGGAAUUUAUGAGGCACACUUUACAAAAAUGGUUUUUCGAGCGUCGAACUGCAGCAUCAGCGGCUACAAGUCCUCUUGCCACAGAAGUGGAAGCUGAUUUGCGAAAGUUAGCAGACAAGUCCACUACCUCGUUCUCUUUUCCGUCUAGUCAGUAUGAAAUAACAGUAUUGGAUGGUGAUCUUGAUGGAGAUGUCGACCUGAGGAGGAAAACAUGUAGUUGUAGAAGAUUUGAUUUGACAGGUCUUCCUUGUGAACACGCUCUAGCUGGUGCUCGAGAUCGUGGCAUUAGUCCAUAUAGUUUAUGCUCCAGAUUCUACACAGUUGAAGCAUGGUUGUCAUCCUAUGGUGGAUUUGUAUAUACGCUGGGUAAUGAAGAAUCUUGGGUGAUACCAAAUGACAUAGGAAGUAUGAUGAUAGCUCCUCCUUUAGUGAAGCAGAAGGGUGGUCGUCCAAAGAAGAAACGACGUUUAUCAAAGGGUGAGAAGAAUAGAAAACAACAUAGAUGUAGUAGAUGUGGUGUCCUGGGCCACAAUCGAGUGACGUGCACCACUGUUUGUCCCCCGCCGUCUAGACAUGCUUAG